This is a messenger RNA of Exophiala xenobiotica, 4251 nucleotides long. RefSeq lists its product as uncharacterized. The transcript has a single exon. The record is from RefSeq and is a predicted model, not a curated record. NCBI's taxonomy places the organism in Eukaryota, Fungi, Ascomycota, Eurotiomycetes, Chaetothyriales, Herpotrichiellaceae. The coding region runs from base 390 to 4154 and encodes 1254 amino acids. Gene Ontology annotation, biological process: phosphatidylinositol dephosphorylation. Gene Ontology annotation, molecular function: protein binding; phosphatidylinositol-4,5-bisphosphate 5-phosphatase activity.
GCUUUGACCUGCAUACGUAGACAUUGAUAUUGAAUUCCUGCCAUAUUCUUUCAAUACGUUUGUUAGUCACUGAUUCCCUUCGCUAGGUUCGACAUUCUGCUGGUAGCCAGACGAACGCCGAUUUCCCUUAGUUAUACCCUCCUUCCAUGACCACCGAAUCCCGACUCCUCGUCCUACCCAAGGCAUCGGGCAACCUUUCACCAUCGUCAGCCGCCACCUCGCAACUGUGAACACCGCCUGUUUCUGUGCAUCUCAGAUAAGAACGAAGAGCGGCUUAGAGGCAAUCAUCUCCGGAAUGUCACGCUGGCAGUGAUAGGAGGAUUCCGGUCGAGUUUGCAAGGUCCCCAUCUUGCGUCGCAUCUUGCGCUUUUGAACAAUGACACACAAUCAUGGCCGAAAAAUCGGAGAAAGGCACUGAUGCUGCCCCUAUCAGGCCGGUGUCAUCGCUGAGAUCUCACUUCGAGGGUCUCAAGAUCACUCAGCCGCAAGUCGAUGAACGUGGCAGUAUACCGUCAUCCCCACAACCCUUACGACCCGUCGAUGGACCAUCACCACUCCCUGCGAUUAGAAAAUCGUUUGACUUGGUCCGACCGACUUCUCCGUGGGCAGGAGGGGGAAACGUCAACAAUGGCGGCUCACUUACUCCGCUGAGAGGCGAUGAGUCUCCCACGAGGUCGAACCACAAACGACCGAUGUCUAUGUUAAUUCAGUCCUCUCCUCAAUUGACGCCCUCAGUCAAGGUUGACUCGCCGCGAUCACCUCCUCGUACCUUCUUCGAAAGGAGCGUCUCACGAUCUCCUGAACGUUUUGACAACACGCCAUUUGGCAAAGUCCGAGAACUCGUCUCUCAACAUUCCAGUCGAGCUUCCUCCAGACCGCCAUCCCCUCGUGCCACGAGUCCUGAACACCACGUCACAUUAGACGCAGGCGGAAAUGAACAAAAUAGGAGGGAUCCGUCGACGCCGAGAUCGCCGGCAAGGCCUCCACCGGUUAAUCGGGCCGAGAAACCAAAAAUUCCAGCAAAGCCAACUGCGAUUGCUUUGCCCGUGGGAAUCACUGUUGGUAAUGUCCUCAAUCCAGAGCCGCGCCGACCUUCUUUCGAUGCUAGGGUGUCACCAUUCAGUACGCCUCCUAGUAGCGACGAGAGUUCCCCUUCGAGAAGUCCUGAGGCCAUAGUCCCCUUCCCGACCAUUAGGCCGGUCGCACCCGCACCGCUACCUGGAAAGCCAACUGGGGCAGCUAUCCCUGACCCAGCCGACCGGCCAAAAGAUCCUCGCUCCAUGGGCUUCUCCUCCAAGCCAAGCGUGAUCGAGAAGAAAGAUCCACGUGCGCUGGGCUUUGCGACCAGCGAAUCGCAACCUCGACCUCCCGUACAACCGGCAGCCCUACCUUCUAGAGCGAAUACAGUUUCAGACAAGCCCUCAAGGGAUCCGCGCGAGGUUGGCCUUACUCCCGCAAAGCCCACGCCUCGUCAUGUUUCGGAGACAAUAAGACAUACACCUCCUCCAAUCGGCCAUUUACAACCGUCUCGAGCGCCCCCUGUCCGAGAUGCUAGACAAUUCGGGUUUUCUAGCCAUCAUUACCCUGAAGUUGGUGUUAUUGAGGAAGAACCACGUCCUGGGCUCCCGCCUAGACGGAAUAUAGAACCUCCGCCACGCCCCCCAAAUGAGUCCAAAAAUUCAACGAGGUCUAUGGAGCCACCAAGUCAAGUGGCAAACCCUGACAGGUCUAAGAAACCCAUGUCAACGCAGCAGGUGUCACGAACCCCAACGAUGCCUCUAGAUACUCGGUUCCCUCCACCACCCAAGCGUGGCAGUGUUGACAGCAUUGAACCGCCCAUACCAGCAAGGCCGCAAGCAUUUAAUGGAACAUCAGCCACCCGACCCGUUGCUAAACCGUACGGAAGCGAUUCUGACGAGGAAGAAGAGCCUGUCGAGGAGCCUUCCACGCUGAAAUCUGAAUAUCCUGACGCUACUCAUACCAACCGUCGCCCGCCUUUCUGCAAAGGGGCCAUAUGGGAGAUUGCCACCAAGUCCGACUCAAGAACGAUGGGAGUCUGCGGCAAAUUUCUGUGCACGGCCGGCUAUACCACCAGAGUCUUUGACAUGACUUCUGGGGAACAGAUAAUGAGUAUCAAUCAUGGCGAGACUGUCAAAGUGACAGCAAUGGCUUUCAAACCUGCCCCGGACUUGACUGGCGAGGGCGCCAAGAUGUGGUUAGGCACAAAUGCUGGUGACUUGAUGGAGGUAGAAGUGGCUACUUAUACUGUCAAGACAACGAAUUCUUCGCAUAAUCGACGAGAGAUUGUUCGCAUAUUGCGGAGCAGGAAGGACUUGUGGACAAUAGACGACGACGGCAAGCUCUUUGUAUGGAAAGCAGACGAAACAGGGGUGCCGAAUAUGAAGUACAGCCAUGUCUCUCACAAAGUCCAGAAAGGUCAUUCCUUUUCAAUGGCCAUUGACGGAAUGCUUUGGCUUGCAACAGGCAAGGAGAUACGGAUAUACAAACCGGGCGACGAGAUGUCCUUUACAGCCUUAACGAAGCCUUUGUCACAACAUGGGACUGGAGAUAUCACUUGUGGUACCCAGUCGACUGAAGGUGGAGGUAGGGCAUACUUUGGCCAUAAUGACGGACGAGUUACCAUCUACUCUACCAAAGACUUUUCUCUGAUUGGAAACCUCAAAGCCAGCGACUACAAGAUCAACAGCAUGUCAUUCGUCGGCGACAAGCUUUGGGCAGCUUUCAAGACGGGAAUGGUCUAUGUAUACGACACGUCCACAUCCCCUUGGAAAGUGAAGAAAGACUGGCGAGCUCAUAACGGUCCAGCUACAGAAAUCCUACUUGACCCUAGCAGUGUAUGGACCCUGCAGCGACUGCAGGUCGUAACAAUCGGUCACGACAGCUUUGUCCGGUUAUGGGAUGCCGCUCUUGAAGAAGACUGGAUAGAAUCCCAGAUGCAAGAACGAGAUGUCGAGUACUGCACAUUCCGAGAGAUCCGUGCUGCAGUGGUCACCUGGAAUUGCGGCGCUUCUUCACCCUACAACUUGCGCAAGGACUUUAUUGCCGAUGCGAUACAUGCUGAUGAUCCACCAGAGAUCCUGGCAUUCGGAUUCCAGGAAGUGGUCGACCUGGAAGACCGUGCCGUCACCGCAAAGAGCCUUCUCGGCUUCGGCAAGAAGAAAGAUACAGUCAAGGCCGAACAGCAUCAAAGUCGUGUCUACCGCGAGUGGCGAGAUCAUCUGACUUCGGUCAUCAGCCGGUACACCAGCGCCCACUACUCAUACUCGGAAUUACAGACCUCCAGCUUGAUUGGCUUGUUCCAAUGUGUCUUUGUCAGACAAAAAGAGCGGCCCAACAUUAGCAAUUUGCAAGCUGCGAGUGUCAAGCUCGGCUUGAAGGGACACUAUGGCAACAAAGGUGCACUAAUCACCCGGUUCGUCUUGGACGAUAGCUCCGUAUGCUUCGUCAACUGCCAUCUAGCAGCAGGCCAGACGCACACAGCGCACCGCAACAACGACGUCGCAAGCAUCCUGGAAGCUGAGUCGUUGGACGCCGAACCAGACCCUGACAAGCGAAGCUCACUCUACGUUGGCGGCGGCGAUGGCACGCAGAUUCUUGACCAUGAAAUCUGCAUACUGAACGGCGAUCUGAAUUAUCGCAUCGACGCGAUCCCACGCGACUCGGUCAUCAACAUGAUCAAGCGGAAUGAGCUCGCAAAACUGCUGGAACGCGAUCAGAUCAUGGUCUCCCGUCGGCGCGUGUCUGGGUUCCGAUUGUCGCAGUUCAAUGAACUUCCAAUCACAUUCGCGCCGACGUACAAGUACGACGUGGGCACAGAUAAUUACGACUCGUCAGAGAAGAAGCGUGCCCCGGCCUGGUGUGACAGGCUGUUGUAUCGUGGCCCAGGACGCGUGAAGCAGCUCGAGUACAGACGGCAUGAGGUGCAGACGAGCGAUCACCGGCCCGUCAGUGGGAUCUUCAAGUUGCGGGUCAAGACGAUUGAUCCGCGCAAACGGGCGCGAGUGAAGGAAGACUGCUUCGCAAAGUUCGCCGAGGUCAGGAGACGCAUGGCCGAGAAGGCCAGUAUUGAGUACCUCGUGUCUACGUUGAGCGUCGCUGAGGCGGAAGCAAAACGGCUGAUUACGGGGAAGUAAACUUGAACAUACCUAGGUAGGAUUCAGACCUGUCGUGUCGUGUCUUAGAUAGCUGUCCACCAAAUCUCGAACAAGUGCUAUCAGAUAGCCAUUCUGG